AUGUAAACCAUAAAACAAAAUGAUAUUGAAGACGAUUAGGUCUUAUAGAACAUCAAUAAAGAGCAAUAUAGUGAAUUAUUUAUUGUUCCAAAUCAUUAAAUUAGUAUUCUGUCAAGGAAUUCUGUCGAUAAAUUGUAAGUCAACAUUUAAAGUUCUAUUUCAAAGUUUAAAUAAUUAUUGAUUAAAGCUAAAGAUAUAACUUUAUAAAAUCACUUGAAUGAUGAUUAAUAUAAGACAGCUGUCCAAGUAGUUUAAGUAGCUUCAAUAGGGUUAAUGUAAGUUAUGAAAAUCAAUGAAUUACUUGAAAAUAAGGUAUUAACCGUUGAGUAAAGUGUUAGUUGUUAAAAAAUUCUGUGUACAAUUGAUUAGUUAAAUAAAUAUUCGACAAAUUUGGUACUGGAUUAUAUGAAUCACAUAAUUUUAGAAAAAGUUUUAGAGUUAUUAAAUUAGUUUGAAAUAUUAGAGAAAGAAUAGAAAAGAACUCUUGCAAUAUAUUUAGCCAAAUUAUAGUCUUGUAAUGAAAUUCUUCCAGGAGCUACAAUAGUGAAAUAAGAUGAUUUAUUUGCAAUAGCACCUGACCAUUAGGAUUGGUAAAUGAUAAAUGCUUUCAUUGAAAAAAAGCAAUUAGCUAGUAAUGAAUAAAUAAAGAACUCUUAUGAUAAAGUAACAUUUGGAGUUCUUCUUGGAAAUGCUAUGAUAUCAAAAGGAUUAGAAUAUAAUGGAGAAUUAAAAAAGGCUUUUAUGGAGGGAUUUGGAGCAUUAUAUUAUGGUUUAAAUAAGAAAAAGAUGAAAAGCAGAGCCAAUCAUUUUCUUGCUAAAGCUAAAUAAGAAGAUGCAUUUAGAGCUUGGAAUUUAACAGAAACAGGUAUAAUAAAAAGAUUCCUUCCAGCAAUAUUCCCUUCAAUUUCUUUCAAUAAAAAAAUUUAUAUUCCAAAAUUAUUUACAUAAAUAACUAAAGCAUAUAUUUUGGAAUAAUAUAAAGAAGGAAAAAUAAAUAAAAUUAAUAAUGAUUUAAAUAUAUUUUUUCCAGACGAAUUAAUAUCAUUAGAUAAUUUGUUGGAAAAUGAUUUAAAUUAAGAUAGAGUUUAAGUAAGAAUUUUAUGUUAUGAAACUCUGAAAUUUAAAUGUGUUGAAGGAUUCAUGUCGAUGUUUAAAAAUGAUAUAAGUAAAGAAUACAAUUUUGAUAAGAUAAUUAUCCACAUACGUAAAUUAUAAUUAUAAAUAGUAUAGAUGGAGGAGGUUUUGUUGCUAUGUCAUCAAGAUCACAUUAAACUUAUACUAGAAAAUGGGCUAACAAUUUAAGAGUUCCAGUUUUUUCUAUUGAUUAUAAAAUGGCUCCAGAUCAUCCAUAUCCUGAAGGAUUAGACGACUGUUGGUAGGCAUAUAUGUUCAUUAUUACUUUUAUUCAAAAGUUCUUUAAUGUUAUACCUUAAAAAGUGGUAUUAGUAGGAGAUAGUGCAGGUGGAAAUUUAGUUGCUGCUUUAACUAUCUAAGCAAUAAAGGCAGGAGUCAGAGUUCCUGAUGGUAUAUUGUUAGCUUAUCCUGCUUUAUCAUUAGAUAUGAAGAUAUUCACUCCUAGUUUUUUAGUUUCUCUUGAUGAUUCAUGUAAAAUAAUUUAUAAUAUUAAGUAUUGCAUCACACAGUUUUAAAAUUAUGUUUAAAUUCCUAUGUUUAAAAAGAAUUUAAUUAAACUAUUGAUCCUAUGAUUUCUCCAUCUAUAGUUAGUGAUGAAAUUCUGAAAUGUUUUCCUAAAAUCAGAAUUGUUGUUGGAACUUAUGAUCCACUUCAUGAUGAAAGCUUCAGAUUAUUGUUAAGACUUGUUAAAUUGAAAAAAGAUGUUAAAUUAAUUGAAUAUCAAUCUAUGCCUCACGGAUUUCUAUCUUUUGAUAUAAUUAAUGGAAUGAAAGAAGCUACAUAAACUGUUAUUGAUGCUUAAAAUUACUUAUUCGAAAUGCUAAAUUGA
This is a messenger RNA of Paramecium sonneborni, 1963 nucleotides long. The record is from the annotation of a GenBank genome assembly. NCBI's taxonomy places the organism in Eukaryota, Ciliophora, Oligohymenophorea, Peniculida, Parameciidae.